Phyllostomus discolor (pale spear-nosed bat) is the source of this 4630-nucleotide messenger RNA. RefSeq names its product phosphatase and actin regulator 4 (gene PHACTR4). Gene Ontology annotation, biological process: neural crest cell migration; actin cytoskeleton organization. Gene Ontology annotation, molecular function: actin binding. The transcript has 14 exons. Bases 310 to 2457 code for a protein of 715 amino acids. The record is from RefSeq and is a predicted model, not a curated record. Lineage: Eukaryota; Metazoa; Chordata; Mammalia; Chiroptera; Phyllostomidae.
AAACUAUAUCCUACCUCCAUAAACUGGUUAAUACUGACAUGGAAGAUCCACUUGUGUGCACCCUGGAAUGACAGGCAUUCCUGUGUGAAGAGAGCCGACGUGAAGACGUAUUUGUAAGAGCCACAAGUGCCCAGGCCGGGACAGGGAAAGAGAAACUCCAGCAGAUUGACCUCAUGCCAUUUCCUGGUGUUUGGCAGUGACACUGAGAGAGGAGUGCACGUCCCCUCCUUAUGUGGAUUUAUCUUUUAAGAAAAGUUCGCUUUGGUCCAGCACAGUUUGUUGUCGUGAGACACAUCAGACAAUAUAAUCAUGGGGCAAGCUGAUGUCUCCAGACCGGUAAAUCCAGAUGCAACUGCAGAAGACGCAGGCCAGCCCCCUGCCGACCCAGGCAUGGUCAUGGACAGUGUGGAAGCAGGAGGAGACUCGACGCCUCCCACCAAAAGGAAGAGCAAGUUCUCAGGCUUUGGCAAGAUCUUCAAGCCCUGGAAAUGGAGGAAAAAGAAAAGUAGUGAUAAAUUCAAAGAGACAUCAGAAGUUUUAGAGCGAAAAAUAUCUAUGCGAAAGCCGAGAGAAGAGCUGGUUAAAAGAGGGGUUCUGUUGGAAGACUCUGCACCGGAGGAUGAGGAUCCAGGGAAGCUAAACCAUGCCCUGCUGGAGAACGGCCAUACCACCCCCAUAGGGAGUGCCAGGCCUUCUAGUCCAGUCCAAGUAGACGGAGAGCCAGGAAGAAUAGCAGGUCUUCGGAAACCUGUUCCAGAAGAGGACCCAAAGAAGCGCCUAGGGUCAACUGGAAGCCAGCCUAGUUCUGAAGCAGAGUCCAUUCCUGAGAAUGCACCCAAACAGCCUUUACUUCCCCCUAAAAGACCGUUGUCCUCUUCUCAUGAAGCAAAUGAAGGGCAAGCAAAGGAUGCCUCUUCCUCUGGCAGCACAGCCAGGCCCAUCUCCUCCACCUGCAUCGCUGCCACGACCACCGCCCCUGCUGCCACUGCCGCCGCCACAAACCUACCAAAAACUGUUAUGAACUCCUCUGUCCCCCCUUCCCCAGCGCCCAGGACUCUGCCUCCUGCUCCUGCCAGCACUAACACUACUGCUCCCCCGAGCCUCCCUCAUCCGGUCCCUGCCAAGCAGCCCCCCAUCCCUCCCCCUAAACCAACAAACAGAAAUAGCAACCCUGUCAUUGCAAUAAACAGCGGUACAGUGUUACCAAAACCAUCCCCACCCUUACCACCUAAGAGGGGCAUUCCGUCAACCUCGGUACCCACCUCGGAGUCUGCCACCACCACCAUCACCACAAAAGCACCAAGUGAUCACAGAGAGAAGAGCACAUGUUCUGUGGGUUCCGAACAGCUGAUGAUGAUCCCACCUCGCUCUCCAUCCCCGCCACUGCCUACUCAUAUACCUCCGGAACCCCCACGGUCCCCUCCAGUCCCCGCUAAGACUUUUCAAGUUGUGCCAGAAAUUGAGUUUGCACCUUCCUUAGAUCUACCCCAGGAGGUUCUGCAGCAGGAGGACCAGAAAAAGGAAGUACCCAAGAGGGUGCUGGAUCACAGCUUUGGGGAGCCCCACGUGCCCUCUAGGUUGCCCCCACUCCCGCUGCAUAUCCGAAUCCAGCAAGCCCUCACCAGCCCACUGCCCGUGAUCCCUUCCUUGGAGGGCUCCCACAGGGCUCACUCGUUGCUCUUCGAGAACAGUGACAGCUUUUCUGAGGACAGCAAUACCCUGGGUCGUACCAGGUCACUUCCCAUCACUAUUGAGAUGCUGAAAGUUCCAGACGAUGAAGAAGAAGAGGAGCAAACCCACCCAUCUGCAUUCAGUGAAGACUUGCCACCUACCUCAGUCAUUCCUAAACUACCACAGUGUCUGCAGGAGGAAGAGGAAGAGAAGGAGAGUGACUCAGACUCAGAAGGUCCUGUUCAGUACCGAGAUGAAGAGGAUGAAGAUGAAAGCCAGAACAGUGCUCUGGCCAACAAAGUGAAGAGGAAAGACACACUAGCAAUGAAGUUGAACCCCAGACCAAGUGAACCAGAGUUGAACUUGAACUCUUGGCCUCGAAAAAGCAAAGAGGAGUGGAAUGAAAUACGGCACCAGAUUGGGAACACACUGAUCCGACGACUAAGUCAAAGACCAACGCCAGAAGAACUUGAACAACGAAAUAUACUACAGCCUAAAAAUGAAGCUGAUCGUCAGGCAGAAAAACGCGAGAUUAAACGGCGGCUCACGAGAAAGCUCAGUCAAAGGCCAACUGUGGCAGAGCUACUUGCCAGGAAGAUUCUGAGGUUUAAUGAGUAUGUGGAGGUAACAGAUGCUCAAGAUUACGACCGGCGAGCCGACAAACCGUGGACCAAACUGACCCCUGCCGAUAAGGCUGCCAUAAGAAAAGAACUGAAUGAAUUUAAAAGCUCAGAGAUGGAGGUUCAUGAAGAGAGCAAACAUUUUACACGCUACCAUCGUCCAUGAUGCUGGAGUUUGAGAAAGGAACUAAACAACCCUCCAACACAGGGCACUUUGCUGCUUCAGUCUCCAGAAUGACGGCGGGCACGCGAGCACUCACCAGCACAGCCGGGAUCGCGUCCUCUGGGAUGGGCUUCUGGGCUGAACAGCACUUCUGUGAAUGUAGCGUUUCACUGGAAUGGAUUCUCAAGUGCUGCCUCGAGCAAAACUGAACACUGCCAGUGUAUUGAACUUUUUAAUGUUGUAGCAGAUUUGAGGCGUCUCCCCUCACCAGCCACAAACAGUCUGGGCCACUCGCAGUUUCCAGUUUUUAUCGGCUGCACCACACCCUCACCCCAAGGUGACGGACUGCCAGCCUGUGCUGAGGCAUAGUUCACACGGUUAGCCUCACCUGCUCUGUCCUGGUUGUGAGCCCCAUUGUGGAGACACUGAAUUCCAGCCGUUGAGUCCAGUUGGUGCGGGGGGAACCAAGAGGGCCCCAACCUUCUGGCUAAGGGGCCCCCACUUCCAGGGGAAGCCUUCAGACCACACCGGCGUGUCAACGUUGCACUAUACCUCUUGUAACACAGCAAUAUAGUCCUUUUCAGGACGUCCAGCCUGAAAGAAGCUCAGGAUCUGACAAGUGCUUGCUUCCUUUUUGACACAGCUUAUCCUGAUUUUUAUGAUUUUUUAAAAGUCUUGAAGAAGUAAUGGGAACUUAUGUUCACUCUGACCUGCAACCAGAUUUCAAUUUGGAAAAAUGCAAAAGCAUCUAUGUUUUCUAUAUACAAAACCAGAAAAGCCUUUAUGUUAAUGCCAACUUGGUGUAAAACUGACCCAUGGCUUAAAUGUUAAAAGCUGUUGUACUUACAUUGUUCCAAAUGAUACUGUAAAUCAUUUUGACCAGUAGAUACAUUCCCCUCCAUAAAGCAGAGUUGUAGCAAGUCUGUGGGAGCACUUGUGUGCUGCCAGCCCCCACACUUUCAGGCAGAAUCACAGCAAGGCCCUAGGGAUGUUACAUUGGGUGCUAGGUAGGACAGGUGCUUGGAGAAACAGUUAGGAGGAGAACAGCCAUGACCCACCGCUCCUGUCUUCCUCAGCACAAAUGUUUGCCCUGUCCUGCUGCCCCUCUCUGGCAGCCUCCGCCCCGCUCGUCCCUACUCUUCCAGCCUGGCGUUGGCUCAACCCCACCCUGCUUUUUGGGAUAUUUACUAAUAUGAUUUCCUAAAACAUGAUUCAGUUGCUUUCUUUGAAUUUUUGUUGAAAGCCUCACAGCUUCCCUAUUUCCCUCUAAUUCCUGUCCACACUAAAGGGAAGAAAAAAAUAGUUUCUAUUUAACUGAUGAAUGUGGCUUUUUUUUCUUUUGUGUUCAGAAAAUUGGGGCUGUUUUAUAGAGUUCUGUAGUCCCCAUUGUUCUUUAUGUAAUUUCAGUAGAUUCUUGUUCUUCUCCUUUCAUGUCCAUUAUUAUUUGCUGAAGAAUCAAAAUGUCAUGUCAAAACAAAAAAACUCAAGCAACCUUAAAGAGCAGUGUCUUCUGUCAGUGUGGGGAAUGGGGGUAUUGGAUUUCGCAGUUACUGUCAAAUGCUCUAUGGCUGUAGAGACAGAUAUACUGGGUUCACAUCUCCUUGAAACUGACAUUUGGUAGGACUGACGGCAAGAUAAGUGGAGACCGUAGAAGUUGUUAGAGGUCUGUGUAUAAGGUGGCCUCACAUUCACUGCUAAUUUGACUUCUUUUAACCUUUCUGUCCUGUUCGUUUGGAGAGUACUCGGCCUGUGCCAGAAUCCUCUGUGGCUUACAGUGACAUUUUCAGACUCUUCCUUCACUGCCUUUCUUUCCCUUAAUGUGCCAAGCUUAAAAUGGGAUUUGAUUUCCUGAGUUACUUGUCUGUUUUCGAUGUGCCACCAAUGAAUCUAGUCAAUCUUUCAUCUCAUUCAUGUUCCUUUGGAACAAGAUACUUUGGGGGUCAAGUCUUUUCAGGUGUUAUAUAUAUAUAUAUAUAAAAUAAAGGAUUUUGUGUCCUUUCUGUGUAAGUAACAAUUCUCAAUCAUGCUGUAUAGAAUAAAUAAAAGCCUGAUGUAUUGUACUUCAAAAUGCUUCCCUCAUGUACAGAAUCUCCUUGUAAAAUAAGUGAUUGCAUUGUAUAUCAGUCUUCCUACCAACAUUAAUUAUUAAAGUAUUUUAGAAUUUUUAAAAACUAUA